This is a messenger RNA of Lactuca virosa, 408 nucleotides long. NCBI's taxonomy places the organism in Eukaryota, Viridiplantae, Streptophyta, Magnoliopsida, Asterales, Asteraceae. The record is from the annotation of a GenBank genome assembly.
AUGCAAUCUAGUGGAGCGUCUUGGACUGCAGCUGGAUUGAGUUCUGGUCACUGCAGGUUGCUUGAUAUUAGGAGUGAAAAUCUGAUCAACUCAUGGCAAGCUCAUGAUGGAUAUGUCACAAAGGAAUUUGGCAUCACCUCUAAUUCUAUUCAUAAGGCCACAGUGAUGGUGUAUCUGGUUUUUCUGUAUGGGGACAAGAUGCUAUUUCAAUAUCCAGAACCAAGAUUGGACUUUCUUCCUUAUCUCAACAGUUGCGACAGGUUGAGACAUUUGGGCAUACUUCACGAUGCGGUUCCUCAUCAUGUUGAUAGAGGCGGGCAUCCUAUGCAUGUUAAGAUCUUGUUGAUGUGCAUAGUGUCAAGCAAAGUAGCUCGGGAUGUUGUGAAGGUGGGUAACAAGUUCUUGUAG